CCCGUCAUUAAAGUCCAAAGGACUGACGUGGAAAGGGAGGAAGAUAAGGGGACUCUUUACACGCAGGGCGGUGAAUAAACACCGUCACUGAUCUUCACUCACGUAGUUUCCCUCGACAUCAGGAGACUAAACGGACAGAAUGGCACCAAAGUACACAGAUUUAGAGCUGGCCAUCAACACCAUAGUAACCCAGUUCCAUGCAGCCUCUGCAAAUGAAGCUCCUACUUUGACAGUAAAGGAGUUCCAGGAAAUGCUUUCCAAAGAACUGCCUUCUGUGAAUCCCAAGGAUGAGGAAGGGCUUAACCAGAUGCUGAAGGAGAUGGAAGUGCCAGAGGGGCAGGGGGUCACCUUUGAGAACUUUUGGAAGCUGGUGAAUUCCAUCGCCAGCACUCAGUGUGGGCUGCUCCAGAAAGACAAAAGUGUUAAAUGCACUUGCUUGCUACUUUGAAAUCCAGUGCAAGUAAAUAAUCUAUGCAAAGUGCUCAUCUGCCCCUUCCAGUUCAUGCAGGGGCAAUGCUAAUGCUGUCCCAGCAGGCUCUUGUUCAGACUUAUUUUACCUUAUCUUUUACACGUUAUCAGAUUCUCCAGACAAAAUCUCAGCCACACCUGUAACCUAAAUGGCUAAACAGUGCCAACAUUAUAAGGGUUAUAUACACAUGAGUUUGUGUACAAUAUGUGAAGAAGCAGCUUUUUAUGUACUAAUAUGCUUUGGUGCUGCAAGUAUGUCGGUUAAACUUUUCUGAUUUAACCUUCUCAUCAUGACAUUUUUGUAGAAUGAUGAUAUUUGCAAUAAUUAUUGUGUUGUAUGACGCUUAGUUAUUUUUAACAAGUGUCCUUUUUAUACAUACUAAUACACUUUUGUACCAUGGUAAAAUAUAAAUAAGUAUGUAAAGUAAUAAAAAAUAUAUGUUGGCAUCCAGAAAAAAAA
Tachysurus vachellii is the source of this 928-nucleotide messenger RNA. RefSeq names its product protein S100-A13-like. The record is from RefSeq and is a predicted model, not a curated record. Gene Ontology annotation, cellular component: perinuclear region of cytoplasm. NCBI's taxonomy places the organism in Eukaryota, Metazoa, Chordata, Actinopteri, Siluriformes, Bagridae. The transcript is spliced from 3 exons. Bases 140 to 448 code for a protein of 102 amino acids.